AGGAUUUGGGGGAUUUCCUUCCCGUUUUUAAAGGAUCAGGCUUGAAGUUCCGCUCGGGAGGAUCCAAUUUGCGCCGGGAUGGCUCUAAGCUCCCGAGCUCACGCUUUCUCCGUUGAAGCCUUAGUGGGGAAAUCCGCAAAGAGGAAACUGCAGGACUUCAGAGAUGAGAAACAACCGCAUCGCGCGGAGAAGGGAGAGGAGGACGGGACCGGCUGCAGAGGGACCGGGAAAAGCCAGGAACCUGAAAAGAGACCUAAAGCAGGCACAUCAGCUUCUUUCUCGGCUAGCGCCGAAAGUCGAGAAGCGAAGGAUGAUAUCCACGUGGAACUGCAAGGAUCUGAACUCUGGAAAAGAUUUCAUGAGAUCGGCACGGAAAUGAUUAUUACCAAAGCCGGCAGGAGAAUGUUUCCCUCUGUCAGGGUGAAAGUGAAGGGUCUGGAGCCAGCGAAACAAUAUUACGUCGCCAUUGACGUGGUCCCUGUGGACUCCAAAAGAUACAGGUAUGUCUACCACAGCUCCCAGUGGAUGGUGGCUGGGAACACAGACCACUCCUGUAUAACGCCCAGGCUCUAUAUCCACCCGGAUUCCCCCUGCUCGGGAGAGACCUGGAUGAGGCAAAUCAUCAGCUUCGACAGGGUGAAACUCACCAACAAUGAGAUGGACGACAAAGGGCAUAUUAUCCUGCAGUCCAUGCACAAGUACAAACCCAGAGUGCACGUGAUUGUGCAGGAUUCCAGAUUUGAUCUGGCCCAGAUCCAGUCUCUGCCAGCGGAAGGGGUUAAAACCUUUUCAUUUAAGGAAACCGAAUUCACCACUGUAACGGCUUAUCAAAACCAGCAGAUUACCAAACUGAAAAUAGACAGGAAUCCCUUUGCUAAAGGAUUUAGAGACCCUGGGAGAAACAGGGGAGUGCUGGAUGGACUUUUGGAAACAUAUCCAUGGAGGCCACCACUUACUCUGGAUUUUAAGACCUUUGGUGCAGAAACUCAAGAUGGGAGUUCUGGUUCUUCACCUACAACCUCAAGUGGUGGGACGCCAUCUCCUCUGAACUCCUUGCUUUCUCCAUCUUGCUCACCUCCUACGUUUCACUUGUCAGCGAGCAACAUUGGAGGGUCAUGCCCUGAAACAUAUCUACAUAAUCUCAAUUUGCCCCUUUACUACAAGAUUUGUCCUACAAGCCUUUUGAGACAACAGUCACUUGUAUUUCCAAGCCACGAAAAACUGGGAGGCACUCCACAUAUUUUGCCCCACUUCAUGAUGGAUGUGCCUGUGCUAUCUUCCCUUGGCAUAACAAAUCUGAAAAAUGGUAAAUCUGAAGACUUAACUGGGCAGUGUCUACAAGUACCCAAUUCUGCUAAUCAAAUGUUGUAUGGAUUACAUGCAUCUGGAAACAUUUUCCCAUCAAGUCCCAUUGCUCGGGAAGCACUUAAUUUUUCUUUACAUUCUCCAUAUGGCUUGUAUGGUUAUAACUUUUCUAUGCCAUCUAGACUGAUGAACGCAACAAGCCAUUUCAAAGUGAAUGACAGCAUUCCGACUUCUUUUAGAGAUGGCAGAUGUAAUCAUUCUAUCUGGCACUCAGCAAUUAACCAUUGCCUCUAAUGGAACUAUAUAACGUUUCUACCGCAGUGACAUGUAAGCAAGUCUUUUCUUCAGUCGUUCCCAAAGGUUUGCUGAUUAUUGUAUAUAAAGUGCCUCAUAAUACAGGAGUGACCUGCCUCGAUAUUUAACGUUUCAUAUGCAACUGUGUUGUAAAAAAUGUUCUGAGCAUGGGGGACAACAAAAUAGCCAACAACAGAGAGAUGCCUUUUGGUAAGCGUUAUUUAUGUAAUGUUCAUAGGAUAGGCGCAAACUUUACAUUCACCCUUUUAAUAUUUGCACUCUGCAGCAGGAAUGAACCUCAGCAACUAAGUAUAAUAAAUACACAGUACUUUAAACAUUAUUUUCAUGAAACUCUUUAUCUAGCUUCCCCUUUAUUAUCUUGAAGAUGAAGGGCUAGCUUCUGCUCACCUUACUUGAGUUGUCCUACUGAUGUUAAUGGGACUAUCUGAGGCCCUGAUUUAGCAAACCGUCCCUAUUCAGCUAUGUGCUUAAGCCCAUGGUUAAGACUUAUUGACUUUAUGGGGCACACUUCGAGCGAAGCAAGCAUCUUGCUGACUCAAGACCUGAAUGAACCAGCUUAGUAGGAUUUGGUCCCAAAUCUAAACAUUUGAUGUUGAAGGAAGCAAAGACUGACCCACAGUCCAAGGGCUUGAUUAUUCCUGGCCUAGAGUGGUGGGGAAAGGGCAUCUGAUGAGAGAAGAGUUCAAGGUGCCUUCCUGUGCCUAUGCCCCUACACAGCACACUCUGCUCAUUGUGCUUUCCUAAGGACUCCACUAGAUAAUGCUGAAAGUGGCACUAGCCCAGUCCAAAGUGGGCAGGGAGGACAGGGCAGGGCCAUGUCACCCUUCAUGUUGGCCAGCUGGUCCCAUAUAAGGGGAGCUCAGGAUGCAGAUCUCAGAACUCCAGGAAACAUUGAGCCUAAAAGUGAGACAAAACUUUUCCUGAAGCACUUGCUGGGGGAGUGCUCAUCUGCAUUUCCUCCAACCCCUCGGGGCAUGAAGGAAAAUAGGAAUUGCCAGACUGGAUCAGACCCAUGGCCCAUGUAGUCCAUUAUCUUCUCUCUAACAGUGGCCAGCAUCAGGUGCUACAGAGAAAGGUAUAAAAAACCUACAGCAGGCAGAUAUGGGGUAAUCUGAUGCCAUAGAGAUCUCAUAUUGAUCCCUAAGAGUUAGCAAUUGACAAACUCUGAAGCAUGAGGUUUUAAUUCCCUCCCAAUUUUUUUUUUAGCAUUAACUGUUCUAACUCUGGAUAGUCAUGCUACCCAUGUAAAUAUUCUCCACCACGCAAGGGCACAAUAGAACACUAACAGUAAUCCACGAUUGGAGGCAUGAUAUUUAUUUUUCUUUAUUUGAUGUAUAUUCAGGCCCUUCCUGAAGUCAGUUGAUUUGUACAUCUAACUCGAUAUAUAAUAGACAUUUGCAGAGAAUAUUUGACAGGAAUCAGACAGGUUGUGGAAUUAGAACUAGAGAGAGAGAGAGAGAGAGAAUCCUGAAUUUAGAAACAUAAAAAUGGUACUACAUUGCAAAUGCACGUGGAUUUAAGAAUGAAAAGUUAUUGGCAAAAUUCUAUUUUUACUCUCAUUCAUAAAUUUUAGUGAAACUAGACAAAAACAGGAGCAAAUGCUGUUUAAAUAACACAGUUUGAAGAUCUAUUGUCAUAGGACUUUUCUAAAAUGCAAAUGCAUUCUGGAGAUUGGUAGCUUUAGCAUUUCCUGCUGGUAGAGCUGCCUGUGACCUAUUCACACAACUCUCAUAUAUAUCAAUAAGAGAUGAGUGCUUAGGAUAUACAUAACUCUGUUAAAUUGAUAUCAAAACAGUUAGUAAUAUUGGAAAAAGGAGAAUAUCUACAUUCUAAUGUUAUUUUUUAGCAAUGUCUAGGGUUUUGUUUUGUUUUUUAAUUAAAAGUGAAACAUUGCAACGAAGCACUGUUUAUAACCAAAUGUCUUACAACCACCUUCACCCGCAAUGGGACAAAUCCCGACUGCUUUACUCACGUGAGUAGUUCCAUUGAAGACAAUGGACCAGAUUUUGCACAUUUGUAUCACAGAGAUCAGAAUAUUGGUUCAUCAGGACUGCUCACGAGAAUAACAGGAGCAAGACAUGGUCCUAAAUCUUGACUAAAUUACUGGGGGAGCAGGAGGAGGCUCUUCUAGAUCAGUCAUUUCUUUCUGGGUGGAUGCAAACGGUAAAUCCCAAAUUCCACAAUAACAGCAGUGAUUAAAUAAAAUAUUACAAUCACGAUAGAUUUGAAGUUGUGGAACAAAAUUGGUAUUUGUCCACUUAAAAGAAUUGAUUGAAACCUAAGCUAUAAAUUUUUGGCAUAGAAGACUUUAUGAAAACGUAUCAUUUAAAUCUGGAUCAAAUAAAUUACAUUUUUAUUUCCCAGAGCUGAGCGAACAAUUUGUCAAAAUCACCUUCUUUUCCCAUUCACAGAAUGUAUGAUGUAAACAGAAUAUGAUUUCCUCAAAUGUAUUUGUUAUUUGAUUAACUUUUCUCCACUUUUCUUUUUACCUUUUAAAAUGAGCAAUCAAACAUUUGAGUUGUAUUGUUUAGUUAUGAUCAUUCUUAUGAGUCACGUUAUCUUGUUUAUGGUUCCUGAUUGGAUAUGGAUAAUUCAGGUUCCUGCUGUGAAUACAAAUGGGAAACAAAUUUAAAAUGAAGUUUUUCAGAAGCAGGCAAGCAUAACUUUUGUGUUCCUUGAGCAUUCCAGGAAAACCCAAUCAUGCAAUUAUUUGCAGAGAGCAAAAAGGGGAAUGCAAACAUCGCUAAUCAAUUGUUUAACAUGAAUAUUUAUGGGACGACAUUUUUGUUGUGCUCAUGCAGCGCAAUGUGGUGGUGCAAUUGUUGGCAAACUCUCAGUGACUAUCAGAUACUUCAGCUAAAUUCAAAGGUACAUUUCAUUGUGCACUGGCAACAUCUAGUAUGAGCCAAAACCUAUUCACCUUACUCCCUCCUAGAGCGACUUCAGUGAUAUAGCACAAGGAAUUUGGCCCACAGAGUGAAUAUUCAGUACAGUGAGCCAAAUUUUGUUCUUGGCUACAGGUGUGGAACUCCACUGGCUUUACCCUUCAGAUCCAAACCAAAGGAAAAAGGAGAUUUGUUAGAUGUAUAAAGGAUAGAAUAAGAAUAAGAAUAAACUCUGUAUCAAAAGGCAAAUAAUAUAAAGGCAAGAUGUUAGGAUGUAGAUGAUGUGAAUUUAUUUUACUGUUUUUUUUCUCUCCUCUUGCGCUUAGCUCUUAAUUGUAUAAUUUCAAACACCAGUUCUGCUCCCAUUGAACUUAAAGAGAGUUUUACUAGUAAUUUAAAUGGGAACAGACUCAGGCCAGUUCACUGACUCAUGAAACCUCACAAAGGGGAGUGGAGCAUUUUCUACCAUUUACUUGCUGUGGUGGUAGCACUGUAGACAAUGAAAGGAGCGAGGCUCCUGAUCUGGCUCCCGCUGAAGACAAUGGAAAACCCCCAUUGACUUCAGUGGGAGGCCUAUGAGUGGGCUUCAGGGGUUCUAACUCACAGGGCCACAGGUAUGAGGUACUUACAGAACCAGACAUUGGUAUGAACAGUCUUAUCCAAAAAGGAAUCAACACUUUGAGUGAAAGUGUCUGGAGAAUAUUAUGUACUUUACACAUACUACAAAGGUGAAGGAGAAAAGGCUUCUGACUGGCGUGAUAUUAAACGUAUGAUUCAAGAACCCCAUGAAGUACUUUUUAACACACCUCUGUUGAGCUGUUUCUAAAUGUAAUUCUGCUAUUUGCUGUUCCACCAAAAAGUUUUAUGGAAGUUUGCAGAUUUUGACUCUGCGGCUGGACAAGUGAUUAAUAAGAAAUACAUAGACAAGCAAGGCACCGAGGAGGGGUGGGAGAGGGCAGGAGGAGAGAGAUGCCACAUUUUGACCUUUAUAUAGCAAGCACUAUAUAGGCCUUUCAAAAACCUAACAGUUGAUCAGACUGAAAUAAAUGACCCAAGGUUUUCGACCUGUGGCUAGACGUUUCUGCUUACGUGGCAAAACUCUGGCUAACUAUUCCAGGUCUGAUUUUCUUCUCUCUUACACCAGUUAUGCAACAUUGGCUUGAAUGGGAUUACUCUUGAUUUACAUUGGUAUAAAUGAGAAGAGAAUCAGGUCCUUUGAUUUUAGAACAUAUAACAUAUUUUUUCCAUUUCACUGAACAUUCCAUUUCACAUUUCAUUGUUCUCUCCAGCUCCAUAAUGAUUCUUUUUAAAAGAGUCACCAGUUUAUGACAAUAGCCUUGGGAAUUCUGGCCCCAAAUCAAUGAAGGUGCUUAGUGAAGUCCACUAACAUGGCACAUGCUGGGCUUAUUCCGUGUACAGUACAGCUAUUGGAAAGGAUGUGAUUUGAGCUUCCCUGUGAACAGUUGGAGGACAUUUCAUAAUCUGUGGAGUCCAUGCAGGUCAGAAAACCAGAAUUCCAAUCAGGCUGUGAAUAGCUAGCCCAGGAGACAGUAUCCAGAUGCGAAGGGUCCAACUUUUGAUAAAUUGGGAGAGUGCCAAGCGGAGCUAACAGCUACAUUUGUAAUAGCCAUGAUGGUAUUUUUGCCAGAAUUUGAACACCAUUGAAUAUAUGGUUUUGUUUAUAGUAGAAAAGCUAUGUCCAAAUGAUCAGUGAUGACUUACAAGUUUCCUUUUAGUUUUACCAUUUUAAACUGCUAGUAGUGAUGACUGAGUGACAGAACAUGAGAAAAUAAAUCACCACCAUUACUUCAAAUAUUCAUAAUAGUAAAUCUUUUUUUUUUUAAAUGUGCAAACGGAAUGAAUGAAAGACAACUUCAAAAGGACCAUAUGUCCAUAACAUGCAGGUGUAGUCUAUAUACUGUACCAAUGAAGUUCUUUUCUUUACUAUUACGUGGAAUAUAUGACAAGUGCAAAACUUCCAACUUUCUAGCCUCCGUCAGUGGAUUGAAAAUAAAAUAAACAUAAAAAUGCUGUGUGGGUGAAUUAAAUAGGGAGGGAAAUACAUUUCUCAAAAGCUGAAACUUAUUCCACAAAUUAAAAUGUUGUUAAUCCAACCUCAGAUUCAAAGCAAUUCAGAAAUAUCUUAUUAUAUUUACAGUACUCAGUGAAUUGAAUUGACAAUAUUUAAGCACUGUUUUUGUACUCCACUUUGGAAUAUGCUACAUUUGUGUUUAGAAACCUCUUCUUCAAUGAGACAAAAUAACAAUAGUGUUUGUGAAUCCAACUGUAGUUUACCAGUUGGUUUCACCAGAAUUUAAUAUGUUUACUGGCUAUGUUUAAAAUAAGCCAAAUGCAUCGUUUGGACAUUGGUGGUAGUUGCUUUGAUAUAAGUGCCUUAGUAUAUAUUUAAUCUUCUGAGGUUUGGGCUGCAAUUAGAUGAUAAUUGUUAUUAAAAUUAUAUAUACAAACCUGGAUUGGAUGGCAAUAUAAAACAGACAAAUAAAUAUAUAAAACACUUGAAACAUAUCCAGUAUUAAACGUAUUUACAUGUGUGGUUUGGGCCAUUUCAGACAUGCUGUUCCAAUAAAGUUAUAGAAAGGAAAAGAGCUAGUAUCACUUCCUCCAAAAGUUUCAAAUGUUCAUGUUUACAAAUUUGUACUGCACAUUAAUAUGUAAACAUACCGUAUUGGGAACAGAUGGAGAUACAAUAUUUACAUGUUCUUUCUUCAUAUAUAUAUAUAUAUGCUGGUUUUGUCUCUUAAAAGCACCUGAAAGAUGUACUAUUUAAAAAAAAAUAUGGAUGCAAAACCAGCCAAAUCAUACCACAUUAAAUUGUUAUUUUAAUUUU
Messenger RNA from Malaclemys terrapin pileata, 7353 nucleotides. RefSeq names its product T-box transcription factor 22 (gene TBX22). The transcript is spliced from 8 exons. The record is from RefSeq and is a predicted model, not a curated record. Gene Ontology annotation, molecular function: DNA-binding transcription factor activity, RNA polymerase II-specific; RNA polymerase II cis-regulatory region sequence-specific DNA binding. The coding region runs from base 79 to 1599 and encodes 506 amino acids. NCBI's taxonomy places the organism in Eukaryota, Metazoa, Chordata, Testudines, Emydidae. Gene Ontology annotation, cellular component: nucleus. Gene Ontology annotation, biological process: regulation of transcription by RNA polymerase II; cell fate specification; positive regulation of DNA-templated transcription.